AUGCGAGAAACAUUAGGAUUUCCCACAUGUGGGGCCUCGUGGUUCAACUAUGUAAACGAAUGGGAAAUUGCGAAGAAGACCAAUCCUCGCCUGAAAUGUCUGAAUCUGCGAUACGAGGAUCUGAAAGAGGAUUUAUAUUCAAAUAUUGUAAAAUUGGCAAGGUUCCUUGACGUGGAAAACAAUGAAGAAUUCCUGAGGCAAUUGGAGCAAACAUUGACGAUUGAUAAUCUGAGAAACGAACACCAAACACAAAAGGGACGCACAUCAAAAUUUUCAGCUUGGAUCAAAGAUGGAAGACUUCCGAUUUAUCGAAAAGGAAUUAUCGGAGACUGGAAACAAAAAUUCACUGUCGAACAGAAUGAGAUGUUUGAUGCUGUGUAUAAGAAAAAGAUGGCUGCUAUGUCUCUUGACCUCGAUUUCGUCUUUGAAUGAGAUAUGUUAAGAUGCAAUCCUGGCAUCAAUGUAUAAAAGGGUGGCGGUUUUAAUUGUGUGCUAAGUUAUGGCGUUCUACACUGUUCGUGUUCAUCGUUAUGUAGGCCUAUAUAUAUUAUAUGUAUUCGGAGAAGGUUCUAAGAAGUAGUAGUGCCCCUGGAAAAUGAUAUAAAACAAAUGAGAAGGAGUGCCAUGGAUCUUACGGACAUAUCAUAUUGGAAGGUUGAACAUUUUUAAUCCUACUGUUAAAUUUCAUGUAAUAACAAAAGUGUUUACUCAAAUCUCGGCCUGUCUCUGAUUUACGGAAUUGGUCUGAACAAUGUUCAUCGAAUCCUUACUUAUAAAGAGGUUUCCUUUGGAAAUAAUAAAACUGUUUUCGACAAAUGAAAUUCAGUACUGAAUCAAUAUAACUCUUUGAUUGUCGACCGGCCGUACUAGUUAACAGGUUUCAGUACUAAUUCUAUGAUCAAGAGUGAUUGGUGGAUAUGGAAUUUAUUUCACACG
Pecten maximus is the source of this 936-nucleotide messenger RNA. Its product is annotated as sulfotransferase family cytosolic 1B member 1-like. Bases 1 to 432 code for a protein of 143 amino acids. Gene Ontology annotation, cellular component: cytoplasm. The transcript is spliced from 4 exons. Gene Ontology annotation, molecular function: sulfotransferase activity. NCBI's taxonomy places the organism in Eukaryota, Metazoa, Mollusca, Bivalvia, Pectinida, Pectinidae. The record is from RefSeq and is a predicted model, not a curated record. Gene Ontology annotation, biological process: sulfation.